Drosophila mojavensis is the source of this 2146-nucleotide messenger RNA. RefSeq names its product elongation of very long chain fatty acids protein. Bases 381 to 1445 code for a protein of 354 amino acids. The record is from RefSeq and is a predicted model, not a curated record. Gene Ontology annotation, molecular function: fatty acid elongase activity. The transcript is spliced from 8 exons. Gene Ontology annotation, biological process: sphingolipid biosynthetic process; very long-chain fatty acid biosynthetic process; fatty acid elongation, monounsaturated fatty acid. Gene Ontology annotation, cellular component: endoplasmic reticulum membrane. NCBI's taxonomy places the organism in Eukaryota, Metazoa, Arthropoda, Insecta, Diptera, Drosophilidae.
UUGAUUUUAGACUUCCUUGUGUAUGGUUGCUGCCGUUGUUGCUACGUUUGCGGUUCGGAUAUAAUUUUUUGUUAAAUUCCGAUUCUUGUGCGUGGGAUACGCGUGAGUUAAUUCACAGUUAAAAUAGAAAAGAAUCACCCAGCAGCAGCCAGAGAAAUGUACUUAAGUUAAAUUAAUGCGAAUAGUUUUCUAAAUUAUUUAAACGCGCGACGAUCAGUGUGAUAUAGUAUAUGUGUGUGAAUGUCAGCGUGUGUGUAUGUGUGUGUGAUUGAAAUUCUAAAAAUUUAAGCAAAAUUCCAACGGUGCACGUUCGCUGAGUUCGCCGGCCUGAAAUCAUUGGCGCUCGCGGCAUCUAUAACACCUGCAAUAACAGCUACAACAUGGACGUACUCAUGCAUGAUGUGUUGCACUGGUAUAGAGACUUGAUGGACAACAAAAGCGAUCCGCGCGUCAAAAAUUUCUUUAUGCUCUCCUCGCCUCUGCCCACGCUGUUUCUGUGCCUCUUCUAUGCAUAUUUCAGUAAAUCCCUGGGGCCGCGGCUAAUGGCGAAUCGUAAGCCGAUGGAUCUGCGCAAGGUGCUCGUCUACUACAAUGCGGUGCAGACCAUCUUCAGUGCGUGGAUAUUUUACGAGUACUUAAUGAGCGGCUGGUGGGGCCACUAUAGCUUAAAAUGCCAGCCCGUCGACUACAGCAACAGUCCCAUGGCCAUGCGGAUGGUCAAUAUCUGCUGGUGGUAUUACAUAUCAAAGUUCACAGAAUUCUUUGACACGCUCUUCUUUAUACUCCGCAAGAAGAAUGAGCACGUAUCAACGCUGCAUGUCAUACAUCACGGCUGCAUGCCGUUCUCGGUGUGGAUGGGCCUUAAGUUUGCACCGGGUGGUCACAGUACUUUCUUUGCCCUGCUCAACUCGUUUGUACAUAUUGUUAUGUAUUUCUAUUAUAUGAUUGCUGCCAUGGGUCCAAAGUAUCAGAAGUUUAUCUGGUGGAAGAAAUACCUAACCACCUUCCAAAUGGUGCAAUUUGUGGCCAUAUUUACGCAUCAGUUCCAGCUUUUGUUCCGCGACUGUGAUUAUCCCAAGGGCUUCAUGGUCUGGAUUGGAUUGCACGGCGUGAUGUUCCUAUUCCUAUUCUCUGAUUUCUACAAGGCUAAAUAUCUGAAUGCAAAGCGUCGCCGCCGCGAGGCAGUCGAAGUCAAUGGCCAUGCCAAUGGCGUCUACACGAAUGGCAAAGUCAAGCAUUUAGGCAACGGAGAUGCCCUGCUCCCUGCCAAUGGCACCAACAAGGGUGCCUGUAUGCCCGUUUUGGACGAUGAAUAUGUGAAUAGCAACGGGCUUGCGAAUGGCUUUAAGGAUGGUUACUUCAAGGAGGGCGUACUCUCAACCAACGAUGCCAUCUUGAAUCCGGACAGCAGUAGCUCUAGUCUGCACCAGCGCAAAGUCAAAUAACUACUACUAAGAUCUACUACGAUGAUAUUCAUAAUAUUAAUUUUAAGUGUUUAGCGUGUAACCGAACCAGAUCCGAUCGCGAAACGAGCAGAUCGUAACAGGCUAAGGGCAGUAUAGAAAUGCAUCCAUGCAAUUAUGACCAUUGGCGACAAAAGAAAAGAAACAAAAAAUUAAUAAAACAUUAUCUGAUUUUAAUAAUUUAUAAUAUAAAUAUAUAUUUAUGUAAAGGCAAGCCAGAUGUUAGUGUUUAAUGAGAAGUCACAUAUAUUAUUAUAUAUUCAUAUAUACUAAAUAUGCAUAUAUACAUAUAUAAGUAGGCAGACCAAGAACCAGAACCAGGGAACCUCCACUCCCUCCACCAACAAGACCAUCAGCACCCACUGUAGCCGAAGCCGUCAAGUAGAUUAAGAAUAUGUAAACUGCUUAAGUAACUAAAUAACAACUAAAACAACAUCAACUGUUUAAUAUCAAACAUAUUACUCCCACAUAUUAUAUGUAUAUGAACACGCCCCUACAUAAAUGGACACAUAUUUUUUGUAAAAAUAUUUUUGUAAACUCAACUUGUAACUCCAAAUUUGUGACGUAUGUUAAAUUGUCAACAUAUAUCAUUUCUAUACGAUAGGGCAUUCACCACCCACUCACAACCAUAUAUAUAUAUAUAAUUAAUUACACACACAUACACACUCAUAUAUACAUAUGUA